Molecule: messenger RNA, 1654 nt
Organism: Telopea speciosissima
Lineage: Eukaryota; Viridiplantae; Streptophyta; Magnoliopsida; Proteales; Proteaceae
Product: histone-lysine N-methyltransferase ATXR2
Exons: 15
Coding region: 88-1572 (494 amino acids)
Molecular function (GO): methyltransferase activity; protein binding
Source: RefSeq, a predicted model, not a curated record
CCAUCAUGAUGAAGCGAUUUAUGUAGAGAUUUUCGUUAUUCGAAGUGAGUGAGAAAUCCGAAGAAGUGAUAGUAACUAGCGUCUUCAAUGACGAGCAUCUGCACUCUCGAUGUUGAGUUCGCGGAUAAAAUCGAUACGCUUCUUAAACCUCCAUCUCCUCACGAAGUUCAGGACUAUUUCGACAAGCUAAUAAAAACCAGGCAAUGCCGAGGUAUCAGCAUAAAGCAGGAUGGAGAGUACGGGAAGGGUGUCUAUGCAGAAAGAGAAUUUGCAGAAGAUAAUCUUGUUUUGAAAGAUCAAAUGGUUGUUGGUGCUCAGCACAGUUCAAAUAAGGUUGACUGUUUGGUAUGUAGCUAUUGUUUCCGAUUUAUUGGUUCAAUAGAACUUCAAAUUGGGAGGAAACUCUAUCUGCAAGACUUGGGUUUAUCUUCGAGCAAGGAUUGUGUGGGAAUGCAUCAACACACUUCAAAAGGGUUUUGUCUAGAUGAUUCAUUGGAUGAAGAAGAGAAUUCUCUUAUGAUGGGUCAUAAAAAAUCAGAAUCAUGCUCAUCAAGUGAUCAAGAUGAUAAAAUUCCUCUCCCUAAAGAGGUUAUCGCGGCAUUAAUGAAUGGUGACUUGGUUUUGCCUCACUCUAACCAGUUCUCCUUACCUUCAGUUGUUCCCUGUCCUGGUGGAUGUGGAGAAGCAAACUACUGCAGCAAAUUAUGUGCGGAAGCUGAUUGGGAAUUGUUUCAUUCUUUAUUGUGCACGGGAGAGAGGUCAGGAUCUUCAUGCAGGGAGGCACUUAUGAAGUUUGUACAACAUGCUAAUGAAACAAACGACAUUUUCUUCCCUGCUGCUAAGGCAGUUUCAUUCACUAUCUUAAAUUACAAGAAAUUGAAAGCAGCUCGUCUCGAAAACCAAGAAAGUUACUGUCAUCUGAAUAGUUCAGAGGAUUAUGGAUUUUCUCUGCUCUUGGAGGCUUGGAAACCAUUGUCAAUGGGUUAUAAGAAAAAGUGGUGGGAUUGCAUAGCUUUGCCAGAUGAUGUUGGUAGUCAUGACGAGGCUUCUUUUAGACUGCAGAUAAGGGAAUUAGCAUUCACGUCACUGCAGCUUCUAAAGGAAGCAAUCUUUGACAAAGAAUGUGCGCCCUUAUUUUCACUUGAAAUCUAUGGGCAUAUCAUUGGCAUGUUUGAGUUAAAUAACCUUGAUUUGGUUGUAGCAUCACCAGUGGAGGAUUAUUUCUUAUAUAUCGAUGAUCUGCCUCAUCCGGAAAAGGAAAAAGCUGAACAAAUAACACGGCCAUUUCUUGAUGCUCUGGGUGAUGAUUAUUCCGUUUGUUGUCAAGGCACCGCAUUCUUCCCCAUACAGAGUUGUAUGAACCAUUCCUGUUGUCCUAAUGCCAAAGCAUUCAAAAGAGAGGAGGACAAAGAUGGCCAGGCAACAAUAAUUUCACUCCGGCCCAUCUCCAGAGGAGAAGAGAUUACCAUUUCAUACAUUGAUGAGGACCUACCUUUCGAAGAGAGGCAAGUACUACUUGCAGACUACGGUUUCAGAUGCAGGUGCCCAAAGUGUAUAGAGGAUCAACCCUGAUGCUCCAUUGUAACUAUUAACUCAGCUGUCAGUUUUAAUGCUAUCAUCUAUGAGUGGCCCAAAAAACUCGAAACAGUGAAAA